Messenger RNA from Mercenaria mercenaria, 3625 nucleotides. Its product is annotated as hemicentin-1-like. The record is from RefSeq and is a predicted model, not a curated record. The coding region runs from base 72 to 2228 and encodes 718 amino acids. Lineage: Eukaryota; Metazoa; Mollusca; Bivalvia; Venerida; Veneridae. The transcript is spliced from 10 exons.
CCUGAGUGGUUAAGAUUGUAUUACAACAUCUUACUUCUGCCUUUUAAAUGCGGUAGACAGCGGAUACAAAAAUGAUAGUAAAGUUAAUUUAUGUGGCACUUCUGUUGGAGGUUUUUAUCUCAGCUGUUGAAGGAUGGAAUUGCGUCUCAACGGCCGUAAAGGUCUACAGUAGAAUAAACGCAAAAGCAGUUCUCCAGUUUGACAUCUCAGCUGAUGUAAAUCCCUCUAAUAGUAUCACAUUCAGUAUUCGGUUUUAUAAUGGUACUGUGAUAGCACUUGUAAGAUACAUGUCAAAUGGAGAAAUCACAAUACAAAAAUUACCCGGUGUUGAUGUAACGGCUGAUGCUUCAGGAAAUGUUGCGGUUACACUGAUAAAUGUUGGAGAAGACAAUCAAGGUGUAUAUUUUAUUUCUGGUGGAGGAAGUUCUGCCAGAUGUAACUGCUUGUACAUAUUAGGCAUCCCUUCUAAGGCAAAAAUAUCAGUUAAUGAAAACCCAAAUGUAGGAAGCAGUAUGACUUUAACAUGCACGAGUACUUCAACUACCACACCUAAUAAUCACAGUCUCAGUCUAACAUACAACUGGAAGGUAAAUGAUGUUUACAAUCCUAGUGGUACGAGGUAUAUUUACUCUACCAGCAGAAAAACAUUGACCCUUUUGCGGGUUGAACAGAAUGAUAUUGAUAAACAGUUUACUUGUUCAAGUACAGAAAACGUCAUUGAUGGCUACACAUCGAACAACAGUGAUCAAACAUCUCUGAGGGCUAUCUACGGACCAAAAAACAUUUACUUUAGUCCGACUACUUCUAAUUACACGAGAGCUGAAUACACCGAUUUUAACCCUGUGACCUGCAAGGCUAGCUGUAACCCAGGAUGCUCAUUCCAGUGGACUAAGAUAGGCGAAGUACAAUCUGUUUCCAAUACAUCUGAACUAAAUCUGAAAAAUCUGACUCGAACACAGGCUGGAACAUACAUAUGUACUGCAAUGACGUCAGGCGGUUUUUCAAUGAGAAAAUAUCUCGUAAUCAAUGUAAUUUAUGGCCCAGAUACGGCAAAUAUCAGUGUUCAUUCUCCAUACAAUCUUACAGAAGGUGAAGAUCAAAGAAACAUCACUUGUUCUUCUGACUGUUAUCCAGGAUGUACAUAUAGUUGGAAAAAUAUCUCUAGUAGUCUGUAUAUAAGUUCAAAUGGUUUGUUGCAUCUUCAGUAUGUGAACAGGUUUGUGUCAGGAAGGUACAUAUGUACAGCAAGGAAUACAGCCAUUGACUAUGCGCACUCUUCGGAUGCUGUUGUCAUGGUUAAUGUUGAAUAUCCUGCAUUAAUUAGUUCGUUCUAUGUAGAAGGACGUGAAGGGGAAAUAAAUACUAUUGCUGAAGAACAUGCUGACAUACAAUUUACAUGUAUAACGGACAACAGUGUUUCUUCAACUAUCAAAAUUAUGUUCAACGAUCAUAUUUUGAAAAUGACGGAAGCCUUUCAUACGAAAUACGUGACAUUCACUCGUCGGAAAAUCGCAUGCUCUCAAGGUGGUUUGUAUGUGUGUGAAGGAACGAACUUGUAUGCUCAAACAACACGGAAAAACAUAACGAUGCUCAUAAAAUGUGCUCCCCGUCCACAGCGACAGUUAAACUAUAAUAUUACAAGUUCUUUGAACGUUCCUGCUAGACUCAGUUUUACAGCCAUAGCCUAUCAUGAACCAGGUCCUACAGGAUUUUUAUGGCACAAAGAAGAAGCUAGGAAAUGGAUACCAUUAUUGAGUAAUGACGAUUUACAGAUGUCUUCUUCGGGAUUACAAACAAAUCUUACUAUUCUAAAUGUAUCACAUCAAAACUUUGGACAGUAUCGACUAACAGUUAUGAAUGACAUUGGGAAGUAUGAGCAGUAUAUGUUUCUUGAAGAAAAGGAUUUCCAUGAACAACAUAUCAAAGAUUGCUCAAACACCACUGCAGUGUUCGUUGGUGUUUCUCUUGGUAUUGUUUCAGGCGCCCUUGCAGUAUAUUCCAUUUGCAUUACUAUUUGGGUUAAAAAACAUUUACUUAAAGGCGGAACCAAGUAUGAAACAAGAAGAGAAAGACAGACGUAUACCAAUGAGGUUCCCCUCGAGGACACACACGCUGAAGAAACCAGCCGAGAGGCAAGAGAUAUCAAUGAUCCACAAUACACAAGUUUAGAUGAUGCCUUUAAGGACAGAAACGACACCUAUGAAAAGAUUGGGACGACAGAAACAUAAAACAACAGAACUCAAUGCAUGCUAAGCAGACACAUAAGCAAUUACACAUUGUCUACUUAUUUUCUUGUCAAAUAAACGCACAAAGAUUCUUACUUCCAAAACGUUGUGGGAGUAAUAUAGAUAAUAUUGUGUUUAAAAUGUUCUAAGAGUUCGACGAUAGACGGAUGCCAGUCAGUGGUUUGACGUAAGUACACUACCAAGACAAUCACCUUUGAAAAUAAUGGUAUCAUAUAUGUUAUAAAGAAGUCAUUUUUUAAAAUAUUUUAUGCAAAUAUUGGUAUUUCUAAGCUCAUAUUUCACAAAAUGGGUUUUGUAGUUUUGAAAAUUUUGAAAAUGUACGUGUCCUUAACUGUUUUGGAAAUGCAAUCAUUCGUUGAAAAGUAAUAAAGAAAAUACCUACACAUAUGUUACUUACUGGCAUUGCAUUGCUUUUGUGUUCUUUGAUUCAUCUUGAUGGGCUUACUAAAUUGACCGGUUUACAAGUAAAAUUCAAGACACUCUUUUUUCUGUUUAGUUCUGUUCGAAUCUUGGUUGAAUAACCUUUAUAAAAUUCAAUUACAAUGAAAUCUUAAGGGUUAUUGGUUAAAAAGGCAGAAACGAUUUAAUCAAACGGAGUUUUUGCAAAUUAAUAACCUUGAAAGAAAUAAUAAUAAUAAUGUGAAAAGUUCAUGGACGGGAAAUAACGGAUUUUUGAAGUGGCAAAUAGUUUCAAUAGACAUGACUGUGUAUAUAAAUGUUAUAUAAUUUUAUUAGCAUUUCGUUAGUGAUUAUAGAUGUGUAUUUUCUAUGGCACAUAUGUACUUCUUAGAUGGUACUUUGCAACAUUCAUAUAUCAAUAAAUAUUUGCCGUAAAUGUUGUGUGCAAUUUACAGAUACUACAAGAGCUAUUGUUACAUUUUGAGGUGACUCACUGUUGUUAUAUUGUCGUCCUUCAGGAUCAUGGAGUUAACUAUAUAAUGGAUUUCCGCUUAAUUCGGUGAUAGGGGAAUGAGAGAUGUUGCACAUAUCAAUACCUUUCAAAAACUGACAAUCAAGAGUCGACUUCAAUUUUGCCUGAUUAGGUUCUAUUCUUCUAAAGAAUAAAGUUUAUUCUUAAGGACCAAAUGAAUGGUCACACGUAGCUUUAGUCUGUACAUUUUAUGUUCCAUUCAAUAAUAUUAUGGUAUCUUGACUUUCGUAAAUACAUCUGGAAAAUUUAAAUAAAACCUGUAUAUUUGAUAAUGAUGCACUUCGUCACAGCUGUUAUAAAACAGCAUCCGAGAUCUGUGGUUUGCAUAUGAUUAAUUUACUUAAUAUAUGGCUAAUUAAUAUAUAUUCUUUUCCUACAUUUUUGUAAUCGUUGUAUCAAUUUUGGGUUAUUAUGUCAGUCAUAAUUGAGGAUAGAAAAUUAAAGUAAA